This is a messenger RNA of Lactuca saligna, 1745 nucleotides long. NCBI's taxonomy places the organism in Eukaryota, Viridiplantae, Streptophyta, Magnoliopsida, Asterales, Asteraceae. The record is from the annotation of a GenBank genome assembly.
AUCUUCCUUCGGUUUUCAACUGAAAAUCAAACCACCUUCCAAAUCUGAAUUCUAAGUUGAGAAGAAAAAAUGAAACUUUUCGCGAAAUGAGUAAAACUUCAGAGACGAAAUCAUGAGGAAGAUAGUUUAUCCGUAUCGGAGUGUGCUUCAUUGAUUGUUGAGGAUGUGUACUUAAUCGAAUCCACCAACAGAUGACGGAGACGAAGCAAUUCGUCGUCGUGGUUGAAGGCACUGCCGCUUUGGGUCCUCACUGGCGCACCAUUGUCACCGAUUAUCUCGAGAAAAUCAUCAGAUCUUUAUGUGGUGAUGGAGAUAAGAAUCCAGAUAGUCCUACUGUUGAAAUGGCUCUUGUAAAUUUCAAUGCUCAUGGAUCUUACAGUGCAUGCUUGAUACAAAGAAGUGGCUGGACAAAAAACAUGAACAUGUUUCUGGAAUGGUUAUCAGCUAUUAACUUCAGUGGUGGUGGUUUUUGUGAUGCUGCAAUUGCAGAAGGACUUGCUGAAGUUCUAAUGAUGUUUCCUUCUUUACAUGGGAUUCAAAAUCAUCAAAGGCAUUGUAUCCUUGUUGCUGCAAGUAAUCCAUAUCCACUUCCUACACCAAUUUACAUACCACCAGAUUAUAUUGAGAUGCAAUCAGAUAGCCCUUUAUCUGAUGCUGAAACAGUUGCUCAAUAUUUCAAAAAGUGUUUAGUUUCCCUUUCAGUUAUAUGUCCAAGACAGCUUUCAAAAGUUAGAGCAAUCUACAAUGCAGCAAAAAGGAACCCUUCAGAAUCCGAUCCUACUAUUGAUAUUAUGAGGAAUCCACAUUAUCUAGUUCUUAUUUCAGAAAGUUUUAUGGAGGCUCGUGAUGCUUUAACUCAACCAGAAAUUACAAAUUUGCCCUCGAAUCAAACCCCUACAGAAACAGAUGUUACUCCAGUUUCAGGGCCACCUCAAACUACAUCAACGAAUGAUAAUCUGCAAAAUUCAAAUCCUGUUGCUAAUGUUACAAUUACGGAAAAACCCCUGAAUGGAAAUCCCACGUCAUCUGGGGAAGCUGAGUCAGCAACAUUACCAGGGACUUCAAGUACAACAAUGCCUACAUCUGGAAUGGACUUUACUGAGGUAAAUGACAGCGUGGCAAUUACUGUGGGCCCCACACAACAAACAUCAAGUGCACUUCAAUCAGAUUCAUCGAGUUUAUAUGCAAAACUAUGGGAGGGAGACUUAACUGUUGAAAGCCAAGGGAACUCUGUCUUUAUUACCAAAUUACAAGGAUACAGGAAUCCCAAAACUUCUGAGUUGAUUGCAAAAGAUUGGCCAUUGACAAUGCAAAUAGAUACGCUUAUACCUGAAGAAGAAAUGAUAAAUACUUGCAGGAAAUUCACUGGAAAUGUAGAUUAUAUUGUUUUCCGAGCAUUGAAUGAGCAUUCAACUUUUCUUGGACGAUUACAAGAGAAGAAGCUCUGUAUGGUGAUAAAGUUACCAUCACAGGCACUGUUGUUGUGUGUAACAGCUGAUAGAAUAAAUCGGUUGGUAGGAAUGGCUUUACCUCAGGAAAUGGUGAAAUAUGAAAAGUAGGAGGAGGGAAAAUGCAAUUAGAGUAUUGGAAAGGGACACAAAGUAUGACUUUUGUAAAGUGAAAGGUUUAAAACAAAAUGUUUGUGCAGUGGUAGAGUUGUAUGUUGUUCAUAUUGUGCAGUGUUGAUGACUGUUUUGAGAUUGAUGUUGUUGAUAUAGCAAUCUCAUGCAUGUUCAUAUUUUGGU